AAUGGGAAAUAUUUUGCACAAUGCAAGAGUUCCCCCUGCGAGGGUGAGAUUGUGUUGAUUUCAUCAGGUUCUGACUCUUCAAAAAUCAUUCAUUUACUGCUUGAGAAACUCAGCAAAGCAGGAGUUUUGUCUCCACUUGAGAAAUCCCUCAAACACUUGCCUAACACAGAAGACAACAUGGAUGUUAAAAAUGUAGUUAAAUCCCAGGCAACUUUUUCCUGCCUGAGGGAUUUGUCAGAGGAUAAUGAUGACUUGCUUCAUUUUAAGGGUGUGGUUGAUGUCACUGCUGGAAGAGCAGAGGAAUACUCCAGCCGACAGGUGCCUUCCCACCCCACAGAUGUAACCACUUGUCACACAGGCAACUGUUGCCUUAACACACAAGACUCUGGAUCUCCUCAGUCUCUGGCCAAUGUCCAGGCAUGUAAAAGGACUGGGCUGGGCAGACCUCUAAGCCAGAAUUCCCUGCUGGGUGAGCAGGCAGACACUUCCCUAGGUAAUGUCACUGAUUUUGGAAAAUAUGAGUCUGAAAAUUCUGCUGCUGUUCUGGAGAUUUAUGCAGAGAAAGUAACAAGUGUAAGUGAUGACUUUUCUGAUGAUGACCUGGAGUACUUUGAAUGCUCAGAUGUGCUUACAGUGCAUGAAGAUGAAAUCUGGAAAAAGAAAUUAGAAUUUUUAUUGGAAAGUGAUGAAGAUGAUCUAAAACUGAGUAAGGAUUGUGAUGGGUGUGCUUACUUCCUCAGUGAAAUGCCUUGUGUGUUCCAAGUGUCAGAUAACACUACGCCUAUGGAUACCCCCAUUGGCUUCUGUGAGCAUCAGUCAAAAAUCAAAGGAGUAAACGUAAGGAGAGACCCCUCUAUGUACAGCCAGUCAGCUCUGCAGACAGAGAUGACUCUCACUGUUGGACAGCACCGAGAUAAAAGUGCCAUUUUGAAAGACAAAGAGAAGAAUGAAGUGCCUGUUGCUUCUGCAGCCACUGGAAAUGAACAUCCCAGAAGUGAAGAAGAGACUAAUGGAAGUGACCAUCUGGCUGCAGGUUCCUCAAGGGAUGAACCAAAGCCCACGGACACUGUCCCUGCCCAGGUAGAUUCCUCUGCCCAUGGUAUAGGUGCUGCUUGUACAGGUCAGGCUUCGGGAACAAUGACAGAAACCAGCCCCGAAGGGGACGUGCUGGGGGAAAGCUCACUGCUGUUGGAGGAGGGGAGAAGGAAUGUGCCAGAGGGAAAUGCACGGCACGCUGUCUGUACCUUAACAGAAAGUCUGAGGAGAAACCUUUUCAAGCUGUUAAACCCUAUAGAACUUUGCAGAUAUGUAAGUACUAUAGGACAGUCUUUCCAGGCUGCAGCAGCAGGUAGAGAAUCCAGAGCUCCGUCUCCCAGUCAGGAAGGUGUCUGUUCAGCACAGAUUCCCGAGGAAGCAGAAAGUGUGCAAAUGCAGGCUGGUCUGUGUCCAACAGAAGAGGCAGAUAAAUACAGUUACUGGGAAAGGGAAAGAACUCGGGGGCUGUCUGAGCAAAACCCGAUGCCAGAUGAGAACAUCUCGUUUGGGAAUUGUGACAACCUCUGUAUGGAGCCCAGCACAGAAAAGGAAGGCAUCCUCAGGGCUUGUGAGAGUACAGGAAACAGCCAGCUCUCUGCUGAAAACAUGCUGCAAGUGAAGAAUGCAGAUUUACAGACCUCUUCUCUUCACUGUGCUCCUUGUGAAAAGAGAGAAGGUUGUCACCAACAGGUCUUCUCCGGACAAGAAAUUAUUAGGAAUGGCAAAAAGCCUCUAUGGGAUAUGGAUUCUCUUCCUGAUAAACAGGAAUGCUUGUGUGCUGUUCUCUCUUCUGCAAAGCUGUGUGAUGAGCCAGGGGAGGGAGAGCAGAGGUCUGGGCUUGACAUACAUGACAGCAGUAACCCAGAUAUUCUCUGCAGCCAAUCAGCCAAUGAGGCUGUGUCCAAAGCUAAUCCCAAGUCAGUCCUGGAAUCUGGAGAACCUGAGUGCAAAGGAGAUGCUGAUAUAUCUGCAGUGCAUGACAAGUUGUGGAAACUUCUUCAUGAAGAUGACUCAGACUAUCAAAUCCCAUUUGAAAACAGAGGCAUCCCAAGUUUAGGUACGAGGCUGACAGAUAUCAAAGCCACAGAACUGAACUUUAUGUGGGAGACCUGUUCCAAUGAUCCUUUGCCAAUGGAUUUGAUAGAAGAGCAGGGGCCCAUCACAGAACCAGCUCAUAAGCCCAGAACUGAGAAAGCUGACUGCAAUGUUUCUGAUAUCCUCCUGCAGAGAGCUGCAGCAUGUGAGAGUGCAUCCAUAGGAAACAUUUGUCUUGCACAAGUGGUAGGAACAGAUGGUGCCUGUCUAAAUUCUGGCACUGGGAAUGAGAGGGAAACACCAUCCAUUUGUGUUUCAGCAACCAGUGUCCUCCUAAGUACCCAGGAGUGCUUGGAGCCAAAUCUAAUGGCCACGGGCAGGAAUGAAUCCACUGUGGCUUGGGAAGGGAAGCUCGCUGUUAAUAAUGCUGCCCAAACAUGUGAAGCAGAUUCUCCUCAAAGGUUACAAAAUACUCAGAGUGGUAAUUUAGCAUGUCCCAGAGCUGACAUAUCAGGUAUGUCAUAUGGGACAGCUGGACAGUUACUUCACACUGAAUACAACACAGCCAUGACAAAUGAGUCUAUACCUGGAGAAGGCUGUCAUUUUAUGGAUUGCUAUCCAGUGAGAGGAGAACUGGCUUAUUUCCCUGAAGAGAAAGACAUUUCCCCCAGUGAAAAUACCAGCCAGUUUACACAUGUAGAACUCUGUUCUGUUAACACCAUACAUAAAAAUUGCAUAGUGAAUUUACAAGAAAAUGGAAAUCACUCAGGCUUGACUGCACCAAAUUUCACUAAUUCUGACAGCUACCAUCUUUCAAAAAAUAAUGCAUGUCAGGAUUUUCAAAUUGUUUCAAAUGCACAGAAAUACAGUAAUGUAAUGCAAUCUCCUAGUUUAAUUCAGAUUCACAAAACCAUAACACAUAAGAAUCUACCCCAAAAUACAGACCAACUGACAGAAAUAGCAAAACAAGAAGGGGCAGUGCCUCCCCCUUAUGGGGAGCCAUUUUUAAGAGAUUUUUAUCUAGAAGUGCCCAGCUGUGAACCAUGUAAACCAGGAGGAGAACAGAGAGAGAUUUGCAUACCUGAGGAACACAGGGCUGAAGCUUCCUGUGACUCAGGAGUUAGUCAGGUUUCAGAGAGUCAGAUUGCAACUUCCCCUUGUAAUACAGCAGAACAGCAUUCAUUUUUUGUUGAUAGCACUUUCAGGUCUGAUGAAGAGUUAGAAAUAGAUUCUUUAAAAAAUCUCACCUAUGCAGCUGGAAGUGUAACAUCAGCCAGUGCCCUGCUUCCCAAGGAAGCUCAAAGCAAGCACCACAGCACAGUAAGUGGGGAGGAUGGAGGUUCCAGAGGUUGCCUACAUUCCCAAGAGCUGCUUGGAAACAAAACCCUGCCCUUCCCCACAUCUGUAAGCCACUCAGAGGGCCUUCCCAGUGAAUAUGCAGUGGCAUGUCCUGCCACAAAAAAUGAGGGAAAAACUGGAUCCAUACAAACUGGAGUCAAAGUAAACAGAAAUUUAACUACAUUGGAAAUUUCCUGCAAGCCAUGGAAGGGUCUGUUCCAGAGGGUCCCUGGAGAAACCAAAGGAGAAGCAGCCAUGUGUGAAAAUGAACAUGAGAUUCCAAGAACUAUUGAAUAUAACCCAGAUGAAGCUGAAGCAAAGGCUCCUUUGCACCCUUUGACUGGCUCCCAGGCUCUGAAACAGAUUAUGAAUAUUAGCACAGAGCAGUCUUGUCCUGACUUGAUCCCUUCCAGCAAGAUAGCUGAGGCUGAGAAUUCAGUUAAGUCCACUGAGUAUGAUAAAAUGGAGGAAGUCAGGACAGCAGAGAGUGUGGUAAGUGGUUUAGUUAAUUUGCCACCAGUUGAUUCAGGGAACAACCAGCAUUUUCAAGAACAACCACACCGCAGAAGAACUCCGUCAUUUUCUCUGACAUGGACCACACUUGAUCCAUUCCCAGUCAACACAGAAAACCAAAGAAAUCAGGAAGGGUCAAAAUCCUGCCAGAUACCAGUGGCUGCUGCAGAACCUGAGCCCAUCAAAUGUAAAGAGGACACAACAAAGAGUGGGCAUGUAGCUGCUGGAGCUAAGAAGAAAUUACCACCAGCAACUCUGUCCAAAAAACCCAGGCUGGAGGAGAGGGGAAGUGUCAGCAAGGAUACCAGCUGUGUUAAAAAGUCUGGGAAGAGCGAGGGAGGCGUGAUUCAUAAAGAGGAUAGAAAAGAGCAAAGGAAACUCAUUUUGAAAAAGGAUAGCAAAGCCCCCAGGCUGCUGAAGAAGAUCCAAGCAGAGUUAUUCCCUGACUGCUCUGGAAGUAUUAAGCUGUGCUGUCAGUUUGGUGACAUUCAUGGUGACUCCACCAUUACAUGGACUAAAGAUUCCAAGAUACUGGCUCAGCUGCAGAGAAGUGCCCAGGAUGACUCUCCCGUCUCUCUGGAAAUAGCUGAAGCCAGUUGCCAAGACCAGGGAAUGUAUUAUUGCUGCUUGAAUAACAUGUAUGGAAAGGUGACUGCUGAGUUUCAUCUUACUGCUGCAGUAUUGGAACGUCUUUCAAGUUUUCAGAGUUAUGAAGGUGUGGAAGAAAUCGAAGUCAUGGAGCUGAUGUUCAGAGAAGACCCCCUCAGCUCCAGCUACUUUGGUGGGACACUGCAUGGAGCAAUCAUGACAGAGGGGCUGCACUUCGGCGAGGGGAUGCACCGCAGAGCGUUCCGCAGCCGCGUGCUGCAGGGCCUGGCGCCCGCCUUCGCCCCCGGCCACCCCUGCGUGCUGAAGGUGCACAGCGCCCUCACCUACGGCACCAAGAGCAGGGACGAGCUGCUGCAGAAGAACUACAGUCUGGCACUGCAGGAAUGCUAUGUCCAAAAUACCGCAAGAGAGUAUGCAAAGUUAUAUGCAGCUGAAGCUGAAUCUUUGGAAGGCUUUGGAGAAGUACCAGAAAUCAUUCAGAUUUUUCUUAUUCAUCGCCCUGCUAAUAACAUCCCCUAUGCCACAGUGGAGGAGGAGCUGGUUGGGGAGUUUGUGAAAUACUCUGUCAAGGAUGGCAAGGAAGUGAAUUUCCUGAGAAGAGACUCAGAGGCUGGCCAAAAGUGUUGCACCUUUCAGCACUGGGUGUAUGAGAAGACCAAUGGGAACUUGCUUGUCACUGACCUGCAAGGUGUAGGGAUGAAGUUAACGGAUGUUGGCAUAGCAACUCUGGCCAAAGGAUACAAGGGGUUUAAAGGCAACUGCUCCUUUUCCUUCAUUGAGCAGUUCAGAGCCCUUCAUCAGUGCAAUGAGUACUGUGAGAUGCUGGGACUGAAAUCUCUCCGAACCACUCAUCAAAAACAGAGGAAAGCAACACUCACUAAAAGCAAAAAUCUGCCAAACUCAUCAACAGUAAAGAAAAUGGUGCCCAAGAAGGCAAGAGAACCUAGAGACUUAAUUUCUUCAGAGCACUGAGUCUCACUAUCCCACCUUGUGAAACUACUCUUGAGGACAUGGAGCAGUGACACGCACCAGUGACCUGAGGGGCUAACUUUAGUCUUUUGCCUUUUGGCAUUGUUUUGGAAUCAUCCUGAUGCUGAUGCCAGCAACCAAGGAAGGAGCUGAUCCUCUGCUCUUGGUGCCUGAGAUUUAACACUGGGGCAAGGUUUUGGAAACAAACUAAGCCAUCUCCUGGAUUUCCUUACAGGCUUCUGUGGACUGAUGUUGGAGAAGAACAUCUCUGUGUCUACAUCCAUGGCGAUGUGGUUCAGCUGCUAUGGAAACAUCAAUAUAUUUAAGAUGCCAAGUACAAUGUUUGCACAGUAUUGCAUAUGCAUAUGCAUAUGCAUAUGCAUGCUGGGUUACUUAGAAGUCAGGAAAGGUGAAGUUUGGAACACACUGAUGAAUAUUAAAGUUACCACUUCCAUUGCAAAUCAGAGCAUAACAAAUCUUGGACUAUUCAGUGGGAUUUAGGCUUCUCAGUGCAUUGCUGGUACCUGGCUUUUGGAAGUUCCUACAGAUGAUGCCUAUUCUUUACAAUAGCGUUCAGAAGAAUUUCUGUGAGGACAUUGUGACUGUUUCCAAAACAGGAGGUUUAGAACAUAAGGCAAGGGGUUUGAGCGUGGUGGGACAGGAACAAAGCUAAAAGCAUUGGAUAAAUGGUGUUUCAAGUUAGAGGCAAUAGAUUUUUAUCAGAAUUUUGGGAAGUGUUCUGUUUGAAAAAUGCCAUGAGCAUCUCAGCCAAUUAAUAUUCCAAAUGUAUAUUGUAGUUUGGUCCCAAAGUCAGAGAUGGCUGUUGGCUAAUUGCCGUCAGUUUUAUUGUCCUGGUCAGUUCAAUGAAAAUCACAAGCUGACCUCUCAGAGGUAAACACAGCCCUAUUAAUGCCAAGGAAAUCCACAUUCCUAAUGAUGACAGUAUAGUGAUGAUUCCUUAAGAUGUCUGGUGUGCUUUACAGUGGGGAUCUGGAAGUGCAUGUGUGAGAGUAUGGAUUUCUCCCAUGUUCUGGUGCUUUUGCCUCUAAAAGAAGGAGUGGAGUCAUCCUCUUGUGCACGUACCAUGGUUAUUUAUUCCUCAGCACAGUGGGAAGAUGGACUGCCAGAGGUCCCAAACCUUCCUGACCUGAUGCCUUGUCUGCCAGGAACUAUUUAGUGUGAUAAUGGCGUUUGAUAGACUGGACACAAACACCAUUGUCACACUCCACAGCUCUAGGAGCAGGUCCUUAGCCUGGGGAAGGACUGAUGGAGGCACACAGCAGACUUCAGCAGAGGGGGUUUCA
This is a messenger RNA of Serinus canaria (Common canary), 6803 nucleotides long. RefSeq names its product alpha kinase 2 (gene ALPK2). The record is from RefSeq and is a predicted model, not a curated record. Lineage: Eukaryota; Metazoa; Chordata; Aves; Passeriformes; Fringillidae. The annotation marks the transcript as partial. The transcript has 10 exons. Gene Ontology annotation, biological process: protein phosphorylation. Gene Ontology annotation, molecular function: protein serine/threonine kinase activity; ATP binding.